This is a messenger RNA of Homalodisca vitripennis (glassy-winged sharpshooter), 519 nucleotides long. Its product is annotated as DNA-directed RNA polymerase II subunit RPB1-like. The transcript has a single exon. The coding region runs from base 1 to 519 and encodes 172 amino acids. The record is from RefSeq and is a predicted model, not a curated record. NCBI's taxonomy places the organism in Eukaryota, Metazoa, Arthropoda, Insecta, Hemiptera, Cicadellidae.
AUGGCUAGCCAAGUCGUACAACUAGCCACUCAUACGACUAGCUACUCGUACGUCCUACCACUCACAUCGCCAGCAUAUCACAUGGCAAGCCAAUCGUACGACUUGCCACUCAUACGACCAGUAAGUAACUCUUACGUCCAACCACUCACAACGCCAGCAUAUCACAUGGCAAGCCAAUCGUACGACUUGCCACUCAUACGACCAGAAAGUAACUCUUACGUCCAACCACUCACAUCGCCAGCAUAUCACAUGGCAAGCCAAUCGUACGACUUGCCACUCAUACGACCAGUAAGUAACUCUUACGUCCUACCACUCACAUCGCCAAUCACUUGGCUAGCCUGUCGUACAACUAGCCACUCAUACGGCAGUAGCUACUCGUACGUCCUACCACUCACAACGCCAGCAUAUCACAUGGCAAGCCAAUCGUACGACUUGCCACUCAUACGACCAGUAAGUAACUCUUACGUCCAACCACUCACAACGCCAGCAUAUCACAUGGCAAGCCAAUCGUACAACUAG